UCUUCCCCCAGAGCCUCCUCGCCGGCCAACGCCCCGGCCGCCGCAACUGGCGCUAGCGUCAACCGUCCCUCGUCGCCGACACCUCCCGGUGGUGCCCGUACCGCCAUCCGCCGCAGGGCGGCCGCAGACCAGAAGGAGAAGAUCGCUAAUGCCCGGCCAAGCAGCACCCGCGCUGCCGGCGCUGGCGGCAGCAGCAGCACGAUGUUGAGGCUUUACACUGAUGAGUCGCCCGGUCUGAAGGUCGACCCUGUCGUUGUUCUCGUGCUUUCUCUGGUGUUUAUUUUCAGCGUUGUUGCUCUUCACAUUAUCGCCAAGAUCACGCGCAAAUUCUCUAGCUAG
Molecule: messenger RNA, 339 nt
Organism: Pyricularia pennisetigena
Lineage: Eukaryota; Fungi; Ascomycota; Sordariomycetes; Magnaporthales; Pyriculariaceae
Exons: 3
Biological process (GO): intracellular protein transport
Cellular component (GO): Sec61 translocon complex
Source: RefSeq, a predicted model, not a curated record